UUUUGAAUUUGAUUACGAUAUGAUUAUGUGUUCAUUUUGGCUGUUUCAUAAUUCAUGAAUAAAAUUUAGUAAAAAAUAAUAUUGGCCAAAUUAAAUUCAUGAUUAGAAUUGAUCUUUGAGUUAAUUUAAGUGCGUAAGAAAAUAAAAGAGAAGAAUUUUGUCAGUAAAUUUAGAGAAUCGUUGCCACUUGUCUAUGCAUCUUCUUCUCACUUUCUCAGUGAGUCAUUGUAACUAACACACAAAAAUCACGUACCACUUCUAGAAACGUACGUAUAUUGGUCGACGUACUACUAUAGUAUAUGCUUCGAUUAACUAGAAUACAGACAUUUAAUAUGUGUUUAGUUUCAAGAAAAAAACAAAAAAAUCAAAGUGGGUAAGGAACAAAAAAAGAAGAAGAUGAUUUCAUUAAGUGUGAACAGAUUAGAUUACAUGCCACUUGUCCAUAAAUAGAAACAUUUAUAAACAUUGACAAAUGGCAUGUCGUAAUCUCUUUUAACUUAAUGAAGAAAACCUUUUUUUUGCCCAGUUUAACUAAUCUUGUAUUUAAUUAAUCACUCAAACUUUCUUCAUGUAACACCAUCCCAAAAGUAUAUAGAAUCAAAAAAUAUUAAUCACUCUAAUAUUUUUUGUUGGCCGACUUAAUUAUUAGUCUAUGAUUAAGUUAGCAAUCUAUAUUUUUGUUAGUUUACUAACAUGUACAAUUUAUAUGUCGCGUUAUUCAUAGAAUAAUUGAUUAACGUACGAAUUAAGAAAGCAGUUCUGUAGUUUUUGAACUUGGUGCAUAUAUAACUUUUCAAUAUCUCAAUUUAUAUGUUGUAAAUAAAUAUAUAUAUAUAUAUAUACACAUAUAUAAUCAAUAGUUAGGACGUUAUGAGUUGAAAUUUCAGUAUUUUAAAUUGUAUUGAAUUAAUAUUUUAAAGAAGAAUAAAAUGAUCGUUUAUUUUAAAAUAAAUUAUAUUUUUGAUUUGCUAACUAUACGUCUUUUGUGUUUUAAUGAAAAAAUGCAUGGACAAGUGGAAACCAUUCUCUAAAUCUAAUGAGUGAAUCUUUCUCUCCUUUUCUCUGCACUUUAAAAAUUAUAGUUAAAUGAAUUUACCAUUAGUUGUUAAUAUUGCUUGACUAGUUUUCAUACAAAAAUCAUGAACUACCAUUAUAGGGUUUUAUUUGUGUGAAAAAUCUACCCAUUAUAGUUGUAAGAUAAAAUUCAUAAUACAUAUACAAUGUACGCCCUUAAACAGGAAAAAAUGAAAGGUGGAAGAGCAGGAUCACAACAUAUUAAUUAAAGUUCAAAAAGACAAAAGAAAAAAACAUACUGUAUUAGAAUCACAUCAUAUAAUAUGUUUGAUUAAUAUAUCAAUCUACGUACAUUGUUAUAUAUCUUGAUAACUGGAUGUAUAAGUUUUACAAAAUUGGAAUUUAUGUUAUAAUGCUUUAUAUGAUGUGAUUAUAAUAUGUUUUUAGAUCUUCUUGUCUUUUUGAACUUUAAUUAAUAUGUUGUGAUCCUCCUCUACCACCUUUCAUGUUAUCCUGUUUAAGGGCGUACGUUUUUUUUUCCUUUUCUUUUUAGGGGGUACGUUACUAAUUGAGAAUCACAAGUAACGAUUUCGUAUGGAGUUUGAUAUUCUAGUGAAGCUAUGAGACAAAUUAGCUAUUUCAACCUAAGCCAAGUAAUCGAAGGUACAAUGAAUCCUUUUCUUGCAAAACAUGUAUUGCCUCACUCUUUUAGAAGGAAAAAAGCCUUUAAAUUUUCUUUUUCCCCUAAAAAAAGUGGUAGAAUCUAUGCGUAUGCACAAAUCACAUGUUGACCAGUAAGUAAUGAGAGAGUAAAUUGACUUUAACAAAAACGAGAGUUUAAUGUGGUAGAAGAGAGAGAGAGAAGAAGACGCCAUUGAAUUCUGGAAAAAAGGGAGAAACAGAACUUUUGCAACACAUGUUCACCAUGCACCUUCCACUCGUCUCUUUGCUCUUGGUUCCAAAUCUUUAACCUAACCUAUCUUGUUAAACUAUGGUUGAGUGUUUUUAUUAAUUUAGUGACCUUUAGAUUUCGUUACGUUACUAUCAUCUAUAAUCUUCUUAAGAUUGUGAAAAAUCUACUAUUCGAAAACCCUAGAUUCAUGAAUGUAGGUUAUACAAAUGUCACUUCCUUACCACAAAUAGUAAAACAAAAAAAAACAAAAAAAAAAUUGGUAAACCCAAAUCUCUGAUUGCCCAGCGUCCAUAUUAAGGGCUGCUUCGAUCUGCACAACACACAACACAACACAAACACAGACUCUCUCUCUCUUCUCUCUUCUCUCUAUCCUCUCUCUCUCUCUCUCUCUCUCUCUCUCUAUCUCUAUCACUGAAACCCAAAGUGAUCGACCAUUUGUUCCUUUUCCCUUCACACAGAGAACUGUUUCCUUCCACACUUCCUUUUUACUAGGCAGUGUUAACCAAUUGAGAGUGAAAAAUGAUGGCUAAUGAAAAUGUGGAAACCAAGGCCUCUCCUUUAAUGGCAAGUGUUGAUCAUCAUCAUAGGCUUGGAUCCGGUUCGGGUCAUGAUCAUCAUCAAGGGUUAUCGGCGUCUGUGCCUCUUCUUGGUGUUAACUCGAAGAAGAGAAGGAUGCCAAGACAGAGACGAUCUUCUUCUUCCUUUAAGCUUCUCUCUUUUCCUCCUCUUAUGCCUCUUUCCUCCCACGUGCCAACUCCUCUCCCCGCACGUAAGAUUGACCCGGGAAAGCUAAGAUUCCUCUUCCAAAAAGAACUCAAGAACAGUGACGUCAGCUCCCUCCGUCGUAUGAUACUCCCCAAGAAAGCUGCGGAGGCUCACUUGCCGGCGCUGGAAUGUAAGGAAGGGAUUCCUCUAAGGAUGAAAGAUUUGGACGGUCGUCACGUUUGGACCUUCAAGUACAGGUACUGGCCGAACAACAAUAGCAGAAUGUACGUGCUUGAAAACACAGGCGACUUUGUGAACGCUCAUGGUCUGCAGCUAGGUGACUUCAUCAUGGUUUACCAAAAUCUCGACUCAAACAAUUACGUUAUACAAGCAAGAAAGGCUUCUGAAGAAGAAGGAGAAGAAGACGUAACCAUGGUUGAAGAGGACGACGUUUACACAAACUUAACGAAGAUCGAAAACACCGUGGUUAAUGAUCUUCUCAUCCAAGACUUUAAUCACCAAAGCAGCAACAGCAACAACAACAAAUCUUCGUACUAUUACCCCGUCAUCGAUGAUAUCACCACAAACACAGCGUCUUUUGUCUACGACACGACGGCUUUGACCUCCAACGAUACUCCACUCGAUUAUUUGGGUGGCAGUACGACGACUACUAAUAAUUAUUACUCCGAUUUCGGAUCAUUCGAGGGUUUGGGCUCCGUUGAGAAUAUCUCUCUUGAUGACUUCUACUAGAGGGAUCAAUUGAUGGGGCUCAUGAUAAUUCUUAAUGGUGAUCAUAUAUUUUAUCUCCUUAUAUGUAUAAGGAUUAGAUGCAUUUUCAUAUCUUCAAAAGUGUUUAAAUAUUACAUUAUUAUAGUUUUUAUGAAUAUCAUAUAUAGCUAUAUAAUAUGGGAGUCAUGAAGGUGUGUAUUUGAUGAAUAAAUGUAAUUUUGUGUCGGUGCUUUAAUAUAUUAAUCCUUGCCCGACAGAAAAAAAAUUAUAUAUGAA
Camelina sativa (false flax) is the source of this 3637-nucleotide messenger RNA. RefSeq names its product B3 domain-containing transcription factor FUS3. Gene Ontology annotation, molecular function: DNA binding; DNA-binding transcription factor activity. The record is from RefSeq and is a predicted model, not a curated record. Lineage: Eukaryota; Viridiplantae; Streptophyta; Magnoliopsida; Brassicales; Brassicaceae.